Amoebophrya sp. A120 is the source of this 607-nucleotide messenger RNA. The record is from the annotation of a GenBank genome assembly. Lineage: Eukaryota; Dinophyceae; Syndiniales; Amoebophryaceae.
AUGCGUUUACGAUUUUCAACUUUCGCGAUUGAUGUAAUCCUAAUUGUAUACCGCAAUUUUGGGAGGUUCGGUUCCAGGUUUUAUUCUUGUUCAAUUCCACAUUAUCCAAGAAAAAAACUGUGUAAGUGUAACUUUCCUUGGCUGACAGCAUCACAAAUUUGCUCUACAUGACAGCGAAAACCUGUCAUGCGUGGCUUGUAAGGGAAAACACACAUCAAAAGAGGACUUCGUGGCUGUCUGGCAUGACAGGUGUAGCUCUGUUGCAUGUUCUGCAUUACAAAGUUACACUUGCACAGUUUUUUUCUUGCAUACACAUUGGUCUAUCGACAAAGUUUUCGACGUCGACCUCGGGAAAUUCCUCUUCAAAAGAGAAGAGGAGAAUUCAAGAAGUUCUUGUACCAAUCAAGAACAUGAUGCUGGAUAAUUACUAUAGGCGGAGUCGUGGCAUGGUUUUAUCGCUCCUGCCCUGAAAAGACUAUUUCAAGAAAGAAAAAAGACGCGCCGACUUGUUCUCGACCUUCAUGGACAGGAAGAUAGAAGGCAAAAAGAAGAAUCUCGCGCCGUCGAAACAACAAGGCAAUUGAUAAAGAAAGUUUACUGAAGCCAG